GACCUUGAAUAUAAAAAAGCUACUGUUUCUUCAAGUCCACCAUUGCCCAAUUAAGCUUCGCUUCUCUCUCUUGUUCUUUGCAGGGCGAUUAGAGGAACCAGAAGAAGAAGGCGGUGAUCCGAUGGGGAUCUUAUCGGCUAGGAUAUUUCGCGAAAUGGCUGAAGAUGCAGCUUAUUUCCAUCAUCAUCAGCCGCUGCAGCAGCAGCAGCAGCAGCAGCAGCAGCAGCAGCAGCGGCAGCAACAACAACAGAGCUCUUCCUUCUCACUUGAUGAUGAGUUAGAUUUGUUCCAUCCCCAUUUUCCUUCGGAGCCCUGCUCGAACUCUUCGCCAUCCCAUCUGCUCCCUCUUAUUAGCCCCGAGACGAUGCCUGGUUUUGUCCCACAAUUCGUAGAAACUCCUCAAGAGUUCGCUAAGAGGCCCUGGAAACAGCUCGAGACCGAGAGCUGGAUCUCUCCACGCACAACAGAGCACAAAACGAUGGCUCGCAAUGUGGUGAUAUCGCCAUCUCUGUCUCCGUCUCGGCCUCCUGAAUCACACUUUAUGUCGUUCGGGAACCCCAAUUCAUCUCCAGCCAUAUCCUAUCCAUUCUAUGGUACUUGUGAAAUCCAAGAUCGUGAGGAACCAAAGAUGAAAAGCGCUGGCGCGACAAGCAGGAAGCCGGUAUACACACAAGAAAACGUGCUAGCCGAGAGGAAGCGCCGCGAGAAGAUCAGUAAGCUUUUCAUCGCGCUCUCAGUCGUCAUUCCCAACCUUAAAAAGAUGGACAAGGCUUCCAUCCUCGAGGAUGCCAUCAGGUAUUCGAAAGAGCUUCAACAACGCGUCGAGGCGCUCGAGGAGGAGGUGGCGGCAAAGACCGUGGAGUCGGUCGUCGUUGCGAAGAAGCCCCGACUCACCAUGUACGACGAUACGUCUUCUUCGUCCAACGAGAAGUCUUGCGGCCAUCUGAACCGGCGACUCUCACUCCCUGAUAUCGAGGCACGAAUCUCUGGAAAAUGCAUCCUCAUCAAAAUCCACUGCGAGAAGAGAAAGGGCCUUAUUUCCAAAAUAAUCGGCCAAACAGAGAAACUGAACUUAAUUGUUGUAAGCAGCUGUGUCCUGCCUUUUGGGAGUUCCACACAAGAUGUCACAAUCUUAGCUCAGGUGGACGAGGGAUUCAGCUUGAAAAUGGGGGAUCUCGUGAGGAAUCUGCGUCAAGCUCUUCUGGAUCUCAUGUGAUUUCCUGCAAUAUUCUCAUCUCAUCGGAGUUGGCUAGCAACAACGGACAAAACCGUAAAUGAUGCAUCUCAUUUUCUUUUUUUGCAAUACUUAAAUCACUCUCUCCGAUCCGACAGCAGCAAACUCUCUGCCAACGCCAAAACAUUGGCGUUGGUUUCAAGUAUGGAAUCUCUACUAUUUUGCA
Molecule: messenger RNA, 1400 nt
Organism: Eucalyptus grandis
Lineage: Eukaryota; Viridiplantae; Streptophyta; Magnoliopsida; Myrtales; Myrtaceae
Product: transcription factor bHLH18
Exons: 6
Coding region: 122-1216 (364 amino acids)
Molecular function (GO): protein dimerization activity
Source: RefSeq, a predicted model, not a curated record